Molecule: messenger RNA, 589 nt
Organism: Cataglyphis hispanica
Lineage: Eukaryota; Metazoa; Arthropoda; Insecta; Hymenoptera; Formicidae
Exons: 4
Coding region: 110-538 (142 amino acids)
Source: RefSeq, a predicted model, not a curated record
AAUCUGUUUGCAGAUGUGCGAUAAAUGUGAUUCUGUGAAUUCUUAUCUCUGAUUAAAAAUGGUUAUCGGUGAAGUGCGAAAGUAAAAAGUACUCUUAAACGCAUUUAUAAUGAAUCGAGAACAAAAUUAUGAGGAUCGCAUCAAAUUUAUAAUUGCUUUAAUGACAGAAGAUUAUGCAAAUGCUCAUAAUUUUGGAAAUCAACUUUUGAAGAGCAAUCAGAACGAUGCAGACAUUAUCAGGGCGCUCAAUAUUCUAAAACAGAAAAAUCAACAUAAAAUAGAAAAGUGUGAAAGAUUGAGUUCCAUUGACAGCCCAAUUGAAUCUGACAAUGAAUGCGGAGGAAGUGACGCAACUGAUGACGAGGACGUUGAUUUUGUGGACGAUAACGUGGACAGUCGCAUCGAUCCAAGAGCGACAAGUAAAAUUGCGUCGCACGGCAUGCCUCAAUUAAAUAUUAACAAACCCACGAUCAAUCUCGAUUUUAAACAGAGAAUGCACAGAGUGAUACCGAUAAAAAUAGAUAAAAAGGCUGCAUAAAUGAAAUGUUAAGAAUGCAAGUUAAAAAUUAAUCUUAUAUAUAGGGUGAUU